AUGCGCCCGUUCAUAAUCGCUAGUAUUCUGUCUGGCACAAGGCAUUAUUCAACACCACCCCCACGACCACGCCCUUUGGUGUCACCUAGUGCGAUACCUUCUUCAAUUAAGACCCCCCCUCCUCAUCCCCCCGCAUCGGGACCAACCUUCCCAUUUGUUUGUUCCUCAGACAUCCACCGCCGCCUCAGUCUGUCUAUCUAUCUAUCUAUCUAUCUAUCUAUCUAUCUAUCUAUCUAUCUAUCUAUCUAUCUAUUACAGCCUAUUCAUUAUCUAUUUAUCUAUCUAUCUAUCUAUCUAUCUAUCACUGUCUGUUCAUGGUCUAUUACAAUCUAUUCAGUACCUAUCUAUCUAUCUAUUACAAUCUAUUCAUUACCUAUCUAUCUAUCUAUCUAUCUAUCUAUCUAUCUAUCUAUCUAUCUAUCGCAGUCUAUUCAUCUAUCUAUCUAUCCAUUUAUCUAUCUAUCGCUGUAUAUUCAUUCUCUAUCUAUUGCAGUCUAUCUAUCUGUCUAUUCAUUAUCUGUCUAUCUAUUCAUUUAUCUCUUACUGUCUAUUCAUUAUCUAUCUAUCUAUCGCAGUAUAUCUAUCUAUCUAUCUAUCACAGUCUAUUCAUUAUCUAUCUAUCUAUCUAUCUAUCUAUCUAUCUAUCUAUUACAGUCUAUUCAUUAUCUAUCUAUCUAUCUAUCUAUCACUGUUCAUGAUCUAUUAUUGACUAUUCAUUACCUAUCUAUCGCAGUAUAUCUAUCUAUCUAUCUAUCUAUCUAUCGCUAUAUCCAUUUCUCUCUCACUUUCCUUAUAUAUAUUCUCUCUCUCUCUCUCUCUCUCUCUCUCACUAUUUCCUUCUUACUCUAUUUCUCUCUAUUUCGAUCUCUGUCUUUCUCUCCAUAUAUUUCAUUAUCUCUCUAUUUCACUCUCUCUCGCUAUUUCGCCCUCUCACUCUAUUUCUCUACUCUCUCCCUCCUCCUCUCUCUCUCUCUCUUUCUCUCUCUCUCUCUCUCUCUCUCUCUCUAUCUAUCUAUCUAUCUUUUUUCCCCCUUUUUUCAUCUUGCAACUAUUUUUCUCUCCCUGACGCUCUUUCUCCCUCCCCCCUCUCUUUCUCUCUCUGACCUCUCUCUCACUCUGAAACUCUCUCUCUCUCUCUCUUAUUUUCACUCUCUCAUUUGA
Acanthosepion pharaonis is the source of this 1161-nucleotide messenger RNA. Lineage: Eukaryota; Metazoa; Mollusca; Cephalopoda; Sepiida; Sepiidae. The record is from the annotation of a GenBank genome assembly.